Molecule: messenger RNA, 1065 nt
Organism: Fonsecaea multimorphosa CBS 102226
Lineage: Eukaryota; Fungi; Ascomycota; Eurotiomycetes; Chaetothyriales; Herpotrichiellaceae
Exons: 3
Coding region: 1-1065 (354 amino acids)
Cellular component (GO): plasma membrane
Source: RefSeq, a predicted model, not a curated record
AUGGAUUCUCCUCGUGAGUCUGGCGUCGACACUGGCAAGACUGCCGCCCCUCCCAUCGGUUUCCGUCCUCAGAACGGCGGUGUCAUCAAGGUGCAGCCACCGCGACGCGAGGACUUGCAACCCUCUUAUGCGCAGACCCUACAAGAAACCCAAGAAGAUGAUAAUGGCUGGUAUGGUUCCAUGAUCAACACUCUUGGACAGUGUGUCGGUUGCAUGGGCGCCAUUCCCUGCUGCAUCAUCUGCCCUAACCCCUACAAGCCCGUCUCUCAAGGAAACGUGGGUUUGGUCACUAAAUUCGGACGUUUCUCGCGCGCCGUCGAUCCUGGUCUGGUUAAAGUCAACCCGCUUUCCGAGCGCCUCAUUCAGGUCGAUGUCAAGAUUCAAAUUGUCGAGGUGCCUCGUCAAGUGUGUAUGACAAAGGACAAUGUUACUCUGAAUCUGACGUCGGUCAUCUACUACCACAUUACAUCUCCCCACAAGGCGGCUUUUGGUAUCUCCAACAUCCGUCAGGCCUUGGUGGAACGUACCCAGACCACGCUCCGUCACGUGGUGGGUGCUCGCGUCCUUCAGGAUGUUAUUGAGCGUCGCGAAGAGAUUGCUCAGUCCAUUGGAGAGAUCAUCGAGGAGGUCGCCGCCGGCUGGGGUGUCCAGGUCGAGUCCAUGCUCAUCAAGGACAUCAUCUUCAGCAACGACCUUCAAGACUCGCUAUCGAUGGCGGCCCAGUCCAAGAGAAUCGGUGAAUCCAAGGUCAUUGCUGCACGUGCCGAAGUGGAAUCGGCCAAACUCAUGAGACAAGCGGCCGAUAUCUUGAGCUCAGCGCCUGCCAUGCAAAUCAGAUACCUCGAAGCCAUGCAAGCCAUGGCCAAGACCGCCAACAGCAAGGUUAUCUUCUUGCCCGCCACCAAUCAGACCAUGCCCACUGAUAUGAACGCCAUGCUGCGAAACGAAACCACUGGUGAAGGUAGUGGGUACAAUUCCAAGUCAAACACAGGCAAUGCUUUCAACCUGGACAACAACGACGGCUUCCAACAGGCCAUGAACGCCAGAGUUAUCGAGAACAUCUAA